Amaranthus tricolor (Joseph's coat) is the source of this 255-nucleotide messenger RNA. Its product is annotated as anaphase-promoting complex subunit 11-like. Gene Ontology annotation, cellular component: nucleus; anaphase-promoting complex. The transcript has 2 exons. Gene Ontology annotation, biological process: protein ubiquitination; positive regulation of mitotic metaphase/anaphase transition; anaphase-promoting complex-dependent catabolic process. Gene Ontology annotation, molecular function: zinc ion binding; ubiquitin protein ligase activity; cullin family protein binding. The record is from RefSeq and is a predicted model, not a curated record. The coding region runs from base 1 to 255 and encodes 84 amino acids. Lineage: Eukaryota; Viridiplantae; Streptophyta; Magnoliopsida; Caryophyllales; Amaranthaceae.
AUGAAAGUUAACAUUCUACAUUGGCACGCUGUUGCUUCAUGGACCUGGGAUGCCCAAGAUGAAACAUGUGGAAUAUGCAGGAUGACCUUUGACGGUUGUUGUCCUAAUUGCAAAUUACCUGGGGAUGACUGCCCAUUGAUUUGGGGACAAUGCAACCAUGCUUUCCAUCUACACUGCAUUUUAAAGUGGGUAAAUUCACAAACCUCUCAAGCUCACUGUCCUAUGUGUCGUCGAGAAUGGCAUUUCAAGGACUGA